AUGAAAUCAGCGCAGACAUCAAAACAGCUGGAUCCUGCCAUUAAAAUCUUUGCAGAUAGAAGUGGAACUCCCAAAAAACGAAAAGCACCACCACCACCACCACCACUAAGCAGUACUAUGCAGGGUUCCCAAUCUAGUGAAGUGCCAUUUCCAGAGUCACGUAGCCCUCGUUCAUCAGGAUGUGAGUCAUCAAAAGUAGAAGAAACAUCAGUUAAGGAAAGAGAGAACAAUGAAGAAAUGAGAAAACUUCAAGCAGAGAAGGCAAAUUUGCUGGAGGUGAUACAAAACCUAAAUCAGCAACUGCGAGAUAAAAACCUCCAAGAGGCACAACAAAAUGUCCUCAAAAAGCAUGACUGUAGAAAUAGUGAAGAAGUGCCAUUUGAUACAAUAGGUAGUGGAAGUAAAAAAACUGAAACCUCGUUUGUUGAAGAACCAGACCAAAUAAUGGCAUUGCAAUCCCAAAUUGCUUCUCUUGAGGUGCAAAAUAAAGAGUUAUGGGGUAUAUUGCAGGGAAAGCAUUCACAGGACAUUGUAACGAGCACAUUGCCACAGGAUGAGCAAUCAAGACAAAAUCUAGAAACAUCAUUUGAUUUAAAUUUUAAUUCAGAAGAUUCCCAAAGUACUCUUAAAGCUGAUUAUAUCCAGCUAAAGGAACUGUAUAAGAAUGCAGAAGCAGAAAUUACAAACCUCAGAGCUGAGAUGUUUUCAAAUCUGUCAAAUAGUUCGCUCCAAACAAAAACUUUUGAACAAAGGAACAGUAAUACAGGGGCAAAGGAUGUACCUGACCAAGAAACUCCUCAUACAUUAGCAAUGGGUUUGUUGACUGAACUCUCUGAGGAAAAUAGUCAGACAUUAGGGGAAAUUAACGAGAAUGGUUAUUGUCUUGAAGAGAAACUCCGAGAAACACAGAGCAAAUAUGACGAGGCACUGAAAGAACUUUCCAGUCUGCGAGCACAGGUACAACAGGAUUUGUGCUGCAAGGAGGAACGUAUGCCUUUACCAAAUUUGGAAGAGUUGACUCAGACUUACGAGGAUGAGAUCGAAGAACUAAAGCAAAGACUUAAAAGAGCUUUGGAAGAUGAAGAAAAGGCCAAUAACAACCUGAGAGAAAUGGAAGAACUGCUGGAAAUAAAAGAUAAAAUCUUGGCUAAAUGUAUGUCUGUGGAAGAGUGUGAGGAAUUAAGAAAUUCUCAAAGCUUACUUUUGGAGAAUGUCAAUCAAGAGAAGGCACUAUUAAUUGAGAAGUAUGAGGAAGCACAAGAAGAAAUUAAAAAGCUACAAGAAAAACUGAACCAUCAGACCUCUUCUCAAAGAGACAACUACUUGCAAGAGAUGGUGACAGCACUGAACAGAACAAUCGAUGAUCUGAAUACACAAGUAACUGAAAUCGCACAGCAGUACAAUGAUGCAAAAUGUGAGUUAAAACAACUGAAGAAUAAAAAGACUGAAGUGGCAUCUGAGCAUAUUAAUUCAAACUAUAUCCACAAAGAACAGCAUGAACAACUAGUACAAGUUCUAAAUGAUUCUGUAGAUGAAUUGAAGGAAAAGCUAUCAGAGAUGGAGAUGAAGGUUAAGGAAGCUGAGCAGGACAAUACAAUGUUGCAGAAAGAGCUUGAGCUUCAAAUGCAGACUUCUGUACCUCUCUCUGAACAUAAUCAAAUUAAAAUUACCCUUGAAAAUACAAUAAAAACUUUUAAUGGAAAAGUGCGCCAGAUGGAGCAAGGGCUUGAGCAGAAAGAAAUAGAGCUGAAUAUCUUGCAAGGAAAUUUGGCAACAAAAACAGCUGCUGUUCAAGAAGCAAUGGUUCCAAAAUCAGAGCAUGAGAAGUUAAAAGUUUCAUUAGAGGCUGAGUCCAAUCGAUUAACUGCUAAAAUAAAUGAUCUACUGAAAGAACAAGAAAAGGCAUCUGCUGAAGUUGCACAAGCUCAGAAAGACCACUUGCUAGCAAAGAGUGAGCGCGAUACAGCUCAAGCUCAACUUGGGGCCAAGGAACAAGAAAUCAAAAGGCUUCGUGUUAGAAGCCAUGACAUGCAGCAAACUGUUGAAGAAUUGCAAAAACAGAUUAAAGAGUCCUUGAAGCUGGAAGAAGAUAAAGACAAAAAGAACAGUGAAUUGUCCAAGGAAGUGAGCAAACUAAAAGAGGCACUCAACAGUCUUUCUCAACUUUCUUAUACUGCAAGCACUGUCAAAAGACAAAAUCAACAGCUUGAGACACUUCAGCAGCAAGUGAAGAAUUUACAACACCAGUUAUCUGAUGCAAAUCAACGACAUCAUGAGGUCGUGUCUGUGUAUAGAAUGCACCUUCUGUAUGCAGUUCAGGGUCAAAUGGAUGAAGAUGUUCAGAAGGCUCUGAAACAGAUUUUGACAAUGUGCAAAUCUCAGCCACAGACGAAGUAAUUUAUAUGUAUAUAUAAAACAUUACUUAGCCAACCUUUGUCUAAUGUUCAAUUGUCACUGCUGUUAAAAUGAAUGAGUACGGGAUAAUUUACAGUUAAAACUGCAGAAAAAUGUUUACAGGAGCUUUCUUUGUUCUACCUACUAACUGUAUGUACAUUAUAUUAAAAUGUGUAAUCAGUUUGUUUGUACCAAAAUUCCAAUAGCAAAAAUUCAUUGGAACAAGCUAGUUUGUACAGUUGUUAUCAUAUUUGCUCAGAACAUAUUUAGUUUGUUGAUCAUGCCAUUGGAACUGCAAGCUCUUGAUACCUGUGGUUAGGGAAUGGUAUGAAUCACCAGAAACACAAGUAUCCAACAUCAGAUACUUAACAAUACAAUUGUACAAUAAUUUAAUGAAUGUUAUGGGUACACAGGAAAUACUGAAUGUACUGGAGAAGCUAAUGCCAUCUUGUCAUCACGGGCCAAAGGGCCUAUUUCCACACUGUAGGGAUUUUAUAUUUGACCUACAGAUGUAUACAAUGUAGCUGGGGGGAAGCAGUGUAAACUGAAGAGAAAAAGGGCAAUUUGUGGAAAUUGGAAAAGUAUUGGUUUGAAUACCGAGAGUCUAAGCAAGAGAAAAAUGCAAAGUACAAAUGAAAAGCAGACAAGUGAACAUUUCUGUUGGAUUAAUUACAUUUUGUAUGUGACCUUUUGAUUAUUGCUGAAAGUCCUUAAAUUGGAUUAUUUCUACUCCUGGCAUGUUGGUUUGUGGAAUCUUGCCAUUCCUUUCUGCAUACUUGUCCUCUUUUGCACCAUGAUAUGGUCCAAUCUCAAUUAUGAAUGUAAAUGCUACAUGCUUAUUCAAUAAUUUUACAAUCAUUACUCUACUCCCGUCAUCUCAACACAAUGUACAGAAUUUCAGAUUUUUUUAAACCUUAUGAGUAGGAUCAUUCCUUGCAGCAUUUAACACCUCGUUAGGCAUUAUCUGGUUCGAGGUGGCCUUUCCACGACUCCCUGGCAGAAUUCCCUCAAGAGUGCUGUCAGCAAAAGUCCCAUUGGCACCCAGGGAAUGACCGCUAGACCCAGUCUCUUGAGUCGGUGUACUGGAGCCCCAGCAUGGGUGUGAACUCAUGAAUAGGGGAAGGGAGAACCAGAGGGUGGAGGAGAGGGUAUUGCUUUGAAAGCCAGGCGUAGAGAGAACACCUGCAAGGCAAAGACACUGGAUUUUGAAAGGAGACCAGAAAUGGAAACAGCACGAUGGCACAAUGCCACCCCACUUGGCCUUAGCAAGAUAACCUAAUGUGCACCUCCCACUUCCUCGAGCCCCUCCCAUUAGCCUGAGUGGGAAAUUCCACUUUAAGGUGCAAACUGGGGCAAAAGCUGUGUUUCCCAUUUUAGGAUUCACCCCCAUCCCGUAAAAUUUCAGCCAGGUCAGGGGAUAACAGGGAGAUAAGACACCCGUUUUUUUUUUAAUAGACCUCCCUGCCAGCUAACCUGUUAGCAGGAGUCCACAAAAUUCUGUCUGUAUGACUUUGGUUGACAUAAAUGAAACAUUUGCCUGCACUAGGUUUGCAAUUAAGAUAUGUUGCACCAUUAGAAACAAUAGAGUCAACUGAUGCUUCUCGUUCUCCAUGACCUAAGAGCAUUAGUAGUUUGCUCAUAAGGCUUAAGAUAAAAUAGAUGAUGUGUUAAACUUCUUUCAAAUACUAUUAUAUGCAGUGUACAGCAUAAUUUUGAUAUACAAAGCUGCAACUACCUAACAAUUCUCAUGCCAUUUGAGUCAAAAGUUAUAAAUUAAACAGCAAAUGGUGAAA
Messenger RNA from Rhincodon typus (whale shark), 4187 nucleotides. Its product is annotated as ankycorbin. Gene Ontology annotation, molecular function: actin binding. The transcript has 10 exons. NCBI's taxonomy places the organism in Eukaryota, Metazoa, Chordata, Chondrichthyes, Orectolobiformes, Rhincodontidae. The record is from RefSeq and is a predicted model, not a curated record. The coding region runs from base 1 to 2397 and encodes 798 amino acids.